AUGACGCUAGAACUGAAAACUACCGAAUAUUUAAAGCGUCCAAAAUCAAAAUCUCAAAAAUCGAGUUUUGAGUCAUGUUCAUCCGUUUGUCAAAAUGGUGGCCAGUGCACGGGUCCCACAACUUGUGCAUGCGCUACAGGUUGGAGUGGUGACAUGUGUACAAUUGCAAUAUGCACAAAUACUUGUCAAAACGGUGGUACAUGUACAGCUCCUGAUAAUUGUACAUGUGCCACAGGAUGGACUAAAUCAACAUGUGAAACUGCUAUAUGUACAAAUGCCUGUCAAAAUGGUGGCCAAUGCAUAACUCCUGGUAAUUGCACAUGCGUAGCUGGUUGGAGUGGUGCAACGUGUACAAUUACUUGUAGCAGCAGGUUUCUGACUCAAAUUUCAUAUACAGUUGGUCAAAAUCCACGUAUAGUAGCCGCCGCUGAUUUGAAUAAUGACAACAAGCCAGAUAUUGUUACAGCAAACGGAUUUACAAAUGGUUUUAGUGUUAUUCUCAAUGCAGGCGAUGGCACUUUUCUUGCCCAAGCUACUUAUACAACUGGUACUUAUCAAUACUCGAUUGCAAUAGGUGAUUUUAAUAGCGACACUAAACCAGAUAUUGUUACGGCAAAUGAUGCUUUGGGCAACGUUGGUGUUUUUCUCAAUGCAGGCAGUGGCACAUUUUCUGCUCAAACUACUUAUACAUCUGGUACCAAUCCACGCGGAGUAACAGUAGGGGAUCUGAAUAAUGACAACAAAUUGGAUAUAAUUGUUGCAAACUAUGGUUCGAACAACGUUGGUGUUCUUCUCAAUGCAGGCAGUGGCACAUUUCUUGCUCAAGUUACUUAUGCAACUGAUAGUGGUACUUGGGGAGUGACAGUAGCUGACUUGAAUAGUGAUGGCAAACUGGAUAUCAUUUCAGCAAACUCCGAAACGACCACUAUUAGUGUUUUGAUCAAUGCAGGCAGUGGCACAUUUCUUACUCGAGUUAGUUAUACUGUUGGUAGCCGUCCAUUCUCAGUAGCAGCAGCUGAUAUAAAUAGUGACAGCAAGGUGGAUAUUGUUGUCGCAAACACAUAUUCGAACACCGUUGGUGUUCUUCUCAAUUCAGGCACUGGUACAUUUUCUGCUCAAACAACUUAUCCAACUAAUUCGUAUCCAUACUCAGUUGCAAUAGCUGAUAUGAAUAAUGACACUAAACUAGAUAUUAUUGAGUGUACUGCCGUUUCGAACGAUGUUGGCGUUCUUCUUAAUGCAGGCAGUGGCACAUUUCUUGCUCAAACUACUUAUCCAGUUGUUAAUGAUGCAACUUCAGUAGUAAUAGCUGAUUUCAAUAGUGACAAUAAACCGGAUAUGGUUGCUACAAACUUCAAUAUGAACACGGUCAGUGUCUUCAUUCAAUGCUGA
This is a messenger RNA of Adineta steineri, 1392 nucleotides long. Lineage: Eukaryota; Metazoa; Rotifera; Eurotatoria; Adinetida; Adinetidae. The record is from the annotation of a GenBank genome assembly.